Molecule: messenger RNA, 2462 nt
Organism: Theobroma umbraticum
Lineage: Eukaryota; Viridiplantae; Streptophyta; Magnoliopsida; Malvales; Malvaceae
Product: putative glucan 1,3-alpha-glucosidase
Biological process (GO): carbohydrate metabolic process; N-glycan processing
Molecular function (GO): alpha-glucosidase activity; carbohydrate binding
Source: RefSeq, a predicted model, not a curated record
CUAAGGCACGUUCCAUUUGAGAUUUACGUUAGAGAGAAAGCAGGUAAUCGACGCGUAGUUUCAUUGAAUUCACAUGGUUUAUUUGAUUUUGAACAAUUGAGAGUGAAAAAAGAGGAUGAGGAUUGGGAGGAAAGGUUUAGAGGGCAUACUGAUACCAGGCCAUACGGUCCACAGUCGAUUAGUUUCGAUGUUUCCUUUUACGGGUCUGAUUUUGUCUAUGGAAUACCGGAACAUGCAACUAGUUUUGCUCUUAAACCCACUAGGGGACCUGGGGUUGAUGAAUCUGAGCCUUAUAGAUUGUUUAACUUGGAUGUUUUUGAGUAUGUUCAUGAUUCGCCCUUUGGGAUUUAUGGUUCCAUUCCAUUCAUGGUAUCGCACGGGAAGUCUGGAAAAAGUUCUGGGUUUUUCUGGUUGAAUGCUGCAGAGAUGCAGAUUGAUGUAUUGGCAAAUGGUUGGGAUGCAGAAGAUGGGCUUUUGAUGCCCACUUUGCAGAGUCGGAUUGAUACCUUUUGGAUGAGUGAGGCUGGGAUUGUAGAUACCUUCUUUUUUGUUGGGCCAGGGCCAAAGGAUGUUGUCAGGCAAUACACGAGUGUGACAGGUCUGCCAUCCAUGCCACAGCUGUUUGCUACAGCAUAUCAUCAAUGUAGGUGGAAUUACCGGGAUGAAGAGGAUGUAGAGAAUGUGGAUUCCAAGUUUGAUGAGCAUGAUAUUCCAUAUGAUGUUUUAUGGCUUGAUAUUGAGCAUACUGAUGGCAAGAGGUAUUUUACAUGGGAUAAGUUGCUGUUCCCACAUCCAGACGAGAUGCAAAAGAAGUUGGCGGCCAAAGGUAGGCAUAUGGUGACAAUUGUGGAUCCACAUAUUAAGCGUGAUGAGUCAUUUCAGUUGCACAAGGAUGCAACUCAGAGGGGGUAUUAUGUUAAGGAUGCAAGUGGGAAGGAUUAUGAUGGGUGGUGUUGGCCAGGUUCCUCCUCGUACCCAGAUAUGUUGAAUCCAGAGAUUAGAUCAUGGUGGGGUGGGAAGUUUUCUUAUGAAAAUUAUGUUGGUUCAACUCCUUCAUUGUACAUUUGGAAUGACAUGAAUGAGCCUUCUGUCUUUAAUGGACCAGAGGUGACAAUGCCCAGAGAUGCGUUGCAUGCUGGGGGAGUGGAACAUCGGGAGUUACAUAAUGCCUAUGGCUAUUACUUCCACAUGGCAACAGCUGACGGGCUUGUAAAGCGUGGGGAUGGUAAGGACAGACCUUUUGUUUUGUCCAGAGCAUUCUUUGCUGGAAGUCAAAGGUAUGGAGCAGUGUGGACUGGUGAUAAUACAGCAGAUUGGGAUCAGCUCAGGGUUUCAGUCCCAAUGAUUUUGGCGCUUGGUCUUACUGGAAUGUCAUUCUCUGGUGCUGAUGUUGGUGGAUUUUUUGGCAAUCCUGAGCCUGAGCUAUUAGUGCGCUGGUAUCAACUUGGUGCUUACUAUCCUUUCUUUAGAGGUCAUGCCCAUCAUGACACAAAAAGACGAGAGCCUUGGUUGUUUGGUGAACGAAAUACAGAACUUAUGAGAGAUGCCAUACGUGUUCGUUAUACAUUGCUUCCAUACUUUUACUCAUUAUUCAGAGAAGCAAAUGUUACUGGUGUUCCUGUUGUACGUCCAUUAUGGAUGGAGUUCCCAUCUGAUGAAGCAACAUUCAGUAACGAUGAAGCUUUCAUGGUUGGAAACAGUCUAUUGGUGCAAGGGAUCUUUAGUGAGAGGGCUAAACAUGCAUCUGUAUAUUUGCCUGGGAUGGAAUUGUGGUAUGACAUUAGAACUGGAACUGCAUAUAAGGGGGGAAAGAUCCAUAAGCUUGAAGUUUCAGAAGAAAGCAUUCCUGCUUUCCAAAGAGCUGGCACUAUUUUACCAAGAAAAGACCGGUUCCGUAGAAGCUCCACUCAAAUGGUGCAUGAUCCUUAUACACUGGUGAUAACUCUGAACAGUUCCCAAGCAGCUGAAGGGGAACUCUAUCUUGAUGAUGGAAAAAGCUUUGACUCCAAGCAUGGGGCUUACAUUCAUCGCCGCUUUGUGUUCUCGAAUGGGCAGCUUACAUCUUCAAAUAUGGCAUCCUCUUCCCUUGGCAGGUCUGGAUUUUCUUCUGACUGCAUUAUUGAGCGGAUUAUUCUUCUCGGACAUACUCCUGGGCCAAAAAGUGCUCUUGUUGAACCAGGAAAUGAGAAUGCAGAAAUUGAACUUGGUCCACUCCGGCUAGGGGGACAUGGUGCAGCUGCAGUAACCAUCCGUAAGCCUGGUGUCGGGGUAGCUGAAGAUUGGACAAUAAAAAUUUUGUAGGAUAUCUAGGUUCAAGAAUUUCUAAUGUUAAGAAAGGAAAGUUCUCCUUGUAAUUGUUAUUCUUGAGUUCAGGUAUAGUGGACAAAACUCACAAGAAAAAUACAUAUCCACGUGCAAUUUACUGGUACACAGCGCUAUGCAAAGAACUAUGGUUUCGGCAA